Molecule: messenger RNA, 4234 nt
Organism: Gymnodraco acuticeps
Lineage: Eukaryota; Metazoa; Chordata; Actinopteri; Perciformes; Bathydraconidae
Product: dentin sialophosphoprotein-like
Exons: 5
Coding region: 274-3882 (1202 amino acids)
Source: RefSeq, a predicted model, not a curated record
GACUGCCAAGAAGAAGGUCUCAAGCACACCGAGGAGGACUGCAAAAUCAGGACAAUUUCGCCACGCUUUUUCAAUUCGGACCCACGGACUUUGAUGAUUCGUGAUUUAUUUUUGUUAGAAUUUAAGUCUGUUUUAGUUUGUAUUUUUGCGGUGAAAAAUUACUUUCGCAUCGCUUUUGAGGCAGCGGCGGGAGUCCUGAGAAAUUCGGUAAAAUGCGAAAAUAGGACCUCAGAGGAGACUGAAGUCCUCACUUGAAAGACUUCUCUACAUGCAAUGAGAUCUGGAUGUCACUACAUCCGAGGAGGGGACUGUCAUGACAUUAAAGGAACACCUUCAGUGGUUCCCCCUGAAAAUGGAAUAAAAAACAACAUGGUAGCCAUUCAACUUCCUGGAGAGCUUAGAGUAGCUCAUGGCCCAGCUCAGUUGCAGCAAGGCUAUGCACAUUCCAAACAACAUUUUAAGGGACUCUACUGCCAUCCAAAGUCACAGUCAAGUAUACUAGACUGUGGAUUCCAGCCCCUUAUACCUGGGGAUAGUGCAUGUUAUUCUCAGGGCAGUCACAACCAAAUAAGCCGAGACGAAAAUGUUAAUCAUUUUUCAUCAACACAUGUCUCUAGUUAUUUGGGGAAUAUUGCUAAAUCUGUUUAUAACACUUCCUAUCAGCAGCAGGUCUGCUCUCGCUCUGUAAGCAGAGACAAAGUCUUGCCAGUUGGAGAAUUGGAACCACCUACAGAUGACGAAAUACGUGACUAUGUUGCACAACGCGUCAGAUAUUUUGAGACUAUAUCAAAACGUGUACCUUCCAAAAAGCUGUGCAACAGGGACUCUCCACUACAGUCUGGCCCCAUCUCACCAAAGAUUGACUGUUUUUCCCAUCUCCCCAAAACCUGUGCCUCUGUGCCAGCAGUUGGACCAGCACUUGAAGAGGACAGUUCAAAGGGCAGCAAAGCAUUUGCUGUGUUACUGCCCAAGUCUAAAGGGAUCGACGAUUGCUCUGCAUCUGCGUCAGAGAAACAUUCAAAAGAACUUCCACGAAAAAUGAAGAAAGUUCCUGCCACUUGCACAAGGGAAGAAGAUGGGAGGCCAGUGGUAGCCGCAGCAGUGCCUGAAAUGACCUGUGAAGAAAUGACUGAGAAGCAAUCCAGUUUGAUUUUCAACGGUAGCCCGUCAGAAGAACAGAAGUCCUUUUCGUUAAAUAGUAAAACAUAUUUUGGAGACAAAAGCCAACUGCCUGGUGUUUCUAGGGCUCCCAAACACACCAUGGAGAGGGAGACCGGCAAAGUGGCCCUAAAACCAGUGGAAGCAGUUGGGUUGGACAGUCUGUGCGAUAUGAACGACGUCUCAGGGGAUCCUCAAAUCAAGCUAACUUCAGUGCUAUCUGAAAACAAAACUUUUGGACAAGCAUCAUUCAUUGAAAAUCAACAAUGCACCACGCUAUAUUCAGCUGUUGAUACACUUAAAAUUCAUAAUGUAUGGUCAAUUGCUACAAACCAAAGUGAAGGGCAUAGCAGCCAAACAAGUUAUGAAGGUCCAAGAAAGGAUGCAGGUUCUACACGCUUACAAACUGAUUCAAGCAUAGCCCUUUCAGAAAACAAAGUUGAUUACUUUCCUACAGCUUCUGAAGACAUUAUGAAAGAUGAAAGUCCCCACAUUGAUGAUAUGACUGCAGAGACCUCUUCAACUACACCAGAUCCCAACGAUAAGCAGUCAUCAUUUGAAAAUGAAGGCGCUGGAUUGAAAGAUGAAGAUGUUACUGAUGAUUAUGAGGAUGAGGAUGAUGAUGAUGAUAUGUUAUUCAUACCUAUAACUAUUUCCGACGUUACAUUUGAAGAUCAAGAGAGCCAAGAAAAAGAUGGGCUAGAUGGUGGAGAAACAGAAGACCAAGAAAGACGGUGUGAUCCAAAUUCAAACCACUAUCCAAAACCAGUACAAGCUUGUAAUUCUACUCUAAUGAAAGAGUUUGACACAAUUGAAAGCUUUUUAAAAGAUGUGAAUUCUAAGAAAAUACAGGUGAAAUUGGUUGGCACACCUGCAUUUGAAAUAGAUUCUGAGGGAGAAGGUUGGUGUCAUACACAUCAUAACAGGAGACAGUCUUCAGACAGCUGUGACACUGAAGACAGUUGUGAUUACCCAUUCGAAUCACAUAACAAACAUUUACCACUAUCCAGGAGUUUGUUUGGAAAGAAGAAUAUUUCAAAUAACAAAGACAUAAUAAUAAUUCAAUCUGACUCUGAAGAUGAUGUUGAACAAAAGAAGCCAAAAAGGAAGAAACUUUUCACUUCCAGCUCAGAGGACAGCGACAGUUCCACAUGUAGUCGCCCAAAGACACAUUCAUCCGAAACUGUAGGCAGUCGAUGUGAAACUUCAGAAGAAAACUCUACAAAAAAACGACGGUUAUCUGCAGACUCGCCAACACGCCAAUCUAAAUGCCAUGAUGCACCGUUCGAAGAAGGGAUGCAGAAUGCAUGCUCUGACAUGUUGCACAGUGAAGAAAUGAAUGGGCAGCUGGGUGGCUCCACCGAGAGUGUAAUAGUCAUUGAUUCUCACACAGAGGACGAUGACCAAAACACAGAACCAAGCGGAAAUACAUUCAUCUGUUCAGGGUCGGACGACAGCGAUCGCCGAUGUGUUGAACAGAAAAGACAGUCCCCUUUAACUGUGAAAAGUGGUAAUGGUUCUGCUAAAGACAUUCUUCGAGAAGUCAGACCGUCUUCUGCAGACCUAUCACAGUCACUGAACCAGUCAAUGCUUCAUGAUGCACCACAGAAGACAAACGGACAUGAUUCUGAUGUGAUAAAGAAAAGACAUUACCACAAACGUAGGGUAAAAUCUAAAAGAAUAGUCUCAUCAGAAUCAGAGGAAAGUGAUGAUGAAACUGUGGACAGACUUUGUGGAGCUGCUAAUGAAAAGUCGAAAAAUAACAGUCUGUCAUCCAAGGAUCCAAAAGAGAAGCAACCCCAGUCUUUGAACAAGAAGGCCAACUCAACUUCAGGUUCAAAAUCUGUGAUUCCUCGCUCAGUUGUUGAAAAGCCUAAUCAACAUCAUAAACUCUUUAAAGAAUCUAACAACGACCGACAGGUUAAAGAUUGCACUCCAAAGUCCUCCACAGCAUCCAGUAAAAAGACUGACUCUGUCGAUAAAAAUACAUUGGAUUUGCCCAAACCAAAACGUACAAACGAUGGACCACAUACAACAAAGCAUAACGUUCAGGCCAAUGUUAAAAAAAACACAAUAUUUUCAAGACAACAUUCCUUACCGGGCCAGAAAUGCACAUCCACCUCUGUCAGUGAAAAACAAUCUAAAGCCAGACGAAGCUCAGUCGGCUCAAGAUAUUUAUCUCCAUCUGGAGAAACACCGGCCUCCUCUAAUCAUCCUGCAUCCAAACAGAGCAUAUAUACUCCCAGAGAUAAUUUGUCUACGUUAAGACUACGGUGCUCUGUCUCUUGUGGCGACAGGUCAACGAUGAACCAUCCUGUCAAUCCCACAAAAUGCCCUUCACCAACUUCUGCAACCAUGGAAACAUCAGCAAGGAAACGGUUGACAAAAGAAAUGGAGCUCUUUAUCCCAAUUGGAAACGAGCUGAGUAAGAAACUAAAAAAGACAAAAUCCACCCUGGGAAUGGAGGAUGACGUGACAACCGGGACAUUACCUAGUCGACAUAACAGGGCACCCAUACAGAGGCAAAACUCCAAGUCUGCAACCCCCCUAAUGAAAAGGACCAAGUUUGAUGCAGUACAGUUGACAAAGGCUAGGAUCCGGGACACCCCAAAGGAACAAGAUAACUACGAUUGUAAAGGUUACAAAUGGUCAGAGAAGCCAACAGUGACAAACCCAAUACAAGGUUUAAGCAGCAAGAGAAAGAUGUAUAGAUCUCAUCCAUGACCCCGCUAGUGAGAAAAAGGAUGGCAGUGGCUACCAAUGCAAAUCAAGUUUGUCUCACUCCCUAAAGGACAGGUGGCUGAUUCGUGAAGCAGAAGUUCUGGAUACCAUCUAUUCAUUUUCUGUAUUUUGAGCUUGUCUAUGUGGGAACUGUAUAUACAUUUGUUAGCUUGUUGGCAGAUGUUAUUGUUACUGGCUUCCUAAAGCUAUUUUAUAUUAUUGUAUAAAUUUUUAUUUUUGCAUGUUUUAUACUUUGAAAACCCACUUAUGUUAACACUUCCUAUGGGCGAGUUUGUAUCUUUCUGUUUUUUAAAACGUCACUGUAUACAAAACCUUAAAUGAAUACAUUUCUCAA